This is a messenger RNA of Drosophila ficusphila, 613 nucleotides long. RefSeq names its product microsomal glutathione S-transferase 1 (gene Mgstl). The transcript has 2 exons. The coding region runs from base 91 to 549 and encodes 152 amino acids. NCBI's taxonomy places the organism in Eukaryota, Metazoa, Arthropoda, Insecta, Diptera, Drosophilidae. Gene Ontology annotation, cellular component: membrane. The record is from RefSeq and is a predicted model, not a curated record.
UCACUUUAAUUUUUUGCUGGAAGCGAGCAAGUUGGCGAAUUUAUAUAGUUCUUUACUAAGUUACUACAAUUUUAAAAUAAAAACAUUAAAAUGACCAGCCCAGUGGAAUUAUUAAGCCUUGCCAAUCCCGUCUUCAAGAGUUUUACCUUUUGGGUGGGAGUUUUGGUGAUCAAAAUUCUUUUCAUGAGCCUUUUGACCGGCCUGCAGCGAUUUAAGACAAAGACCUUUGCCAACCCUGAGGACUUGAUGUCCCCCAAGCUGAAGGUCAAGUUCGAUGACCCGAAUGUGGAGCGUGUGCGUCGUGCCCAUCGUAACGAUCUAGAGAACAUCCUGCCGUUUUUCGCCAUCGGUCUGCUUUAUGUUCUGACCAAUCCGGCUCCCUUCCUGGCCAUUAAUCUGUUCCGGGCCGUGGGAAUCGCUCGUAUUGUCCACACUCUCGUUUACGCCGUGGUCGUAGUGCCCCAGCCAUCCCGGGCCCUCGCCUUCUUCGUUGCCCUGGCCGCCACCGUCUACAUGGCUCUCCAGGUCAUCGCCGCCGCUGCCUUCUAAGCACAUAGGUCUAGUCGAUGUAUUUUUUGUUUUAUAAUAAAAGUUACAAAUUUUCCAAAACUGA